This is a messenger RNA of Tachyglossus aculeatus (Australian echidna), 953 nucleotides long. RefSeq names its product parkin RBR E3 ubiquitin protein ligase (gene PRKN). The coding region runs from base 36 to 953 and encodes 305 amino acids. Gene Ontology annotation, biological process: ubiquitin-dependent protein catabolic process. The transcript is spliced from 7 exons. Gene Ontology annotation, molecular function: ubiquitin-protein transferase activity; polyubiquitin modification-dependent protein binding. The record is from RefSeq and is a predicted model, not a curated record. Gene Ontology annotation, cellular component: cytosol; mitochondrion. NCBI's taxonomy places the organism in Eukaryota, Metazoa, Chordata, Mammalia, Monotremata, Tachyglossidae.
UCGCACAGCCCCCCGCACCCGAUCCUCCCGUGACCAUGAUAGUCUUUGUCAGGUUCAACUCCUGCCAUGGCUUCCCUGUGGAGGUCGACUCCGACACCAGCAUCUUCGAGCUCAAGGAGGCGGUUGCUAAGCGACAGGGGGUUCCAGCCGACCAGUUACGUGUGAUUUUUGCAGGGAAGGAGCUUAGGAGUGAUUUGACACUGCAGAACUGCGACCUGGAGCAACAGAGUAUCGUCCAUGUGGUGCGGAGAAUAAAUGAUGGAGGUCAGAAAGUGGACGAGGCUACUCGUGCCAAGCUUGCCACCACUGUGGGUAGCUUGCGUAGAGAACCCAAGAGCCUGACCCGUGUGGACCUCAGUAGCACCCUCCUCCCAGGCAAUACUGUAGGACUGGCCGUCAUCCUGGACGAUACCAAUGAGAAUGCUGAUCAUUCAGGUGCAGCGGCUCAGUACAACAGCUUUUACGUUUAUUGCAAAGGCAUCUGCCAAGCAGUUAAACCAGGAAAACUCAGGGUCCGUUGCAGCACCUGUAAACAAGCCACGCUGACCUUGGCUCAGGAGCCUUCCUGCUGGGAAGAUGUCCUGACUCCAAAUAGGAUCAAAGGUGUUUGCCAGUCUCCAGGGUGCAGUGGAACUGUGGCGGACUUUUACUUUAAAUGUGGAGCACAUCCAACCUCUGACAAUGAAACAUCAGUGGCUCUGAACCUGAUUACUACAAACAGUCGCGGUAUCAGCUGCAUAACGUGUACAGACACCAGGAGUCCUGUGCUGGUUUUCCAGUGUAUGUACCAUCAUGUCAUUUGCCUGGACUGUUUCCACUUGUACUGCGUGACAAGACUGAAUGAUCACCAGUUUCUCCAUGACCCUGUGCUCGGCUAUUCUCUUCCCUGCGUGGGUAAGUCCACUGACCAAUUUGAAUUAUUCUCUCAGGAACUUGAGGCAAAGAAGCACUGA